This is a messenger RNA of Penicillium manginii, 3912 nucleotides long. RefSeq lists its product as uncharacterized. Gene Ontology annotation, biological process: protein autophosphorylation; phosphorelay signal transduction system. The coding region runs from base 1 to 3912 and encodes 1303 amino acids. Gene Ontology annotation, molecular function: histidine phosphotransfer kinase activity; phosphorelay sensor kinase activity. The record is from RefSeq and is a predicted model, not a curated record. Lineage: Eukaryota; Fungi; Ascomycota; Eurotiomycetes; Eurotiales; Aspergillaceae. The transcript has 3 exons.
AUGGAAGAAACAACGACAUGUCAAGCCGCCCAACAUGGCGCUGAUCGCAGAACGAGGGAACUAUAUCGCUAUUAUCAGCCCGGUGGCCCAACACACUCUCUCCCCGCUUGGCUCUCCGCCACAGGAGAGAGUCGAUCAGCUGGAUCGACGGGCAGUUCAAGCACCCCUGUGCGUGAUAGUUCGGUAGCAGGUUCCAAUAGUAGUGCGACCUCAACUCCCUCCACUGCAAUCGGACCGGAGGCGUUGGUCCUUGGAUUAUCCAAUAACACCUUGACUUCGUUUGCACAGCUUGCGGCACUACGCCUGAAUGUGGAACGAGCUUUCAUAUGUGUUCUCGACCGAGAUAUGCAAUACAUACUUUCUGAGGCCACGAAAUCAGUUAGUCUGAAUGACCACUCGGUCCACAACGAUAAAGAUGCGAUUUGGUCUGGAAACACGAACGGCGAGAAGCCAUGGAGCCUGUGUAAAGACACUGUUGCCCUUCCAUCUUCCGAUCGCGAAACUGCCGACUAUUCGUACCUCGUUGUCAAUGACCUAUCCAGGAAUGAACGUUACAGCAACCUUCCUUUUGUUCAAAACGAUCCUCAUUUUCGAUUCUACGCUGGAACGCCCCUGACCACUCACAAUGGUAUAAAUCUAGGAUGUUUUUUUAUAUUGGACAAGGAACCUCGUGAUGGAUUGGAUGCAUUGGAAAAAGACACACUCGGGUCAGUGGCCAUGCUUGUUAUGGAUUAUCUGAAAGUCUGCCGACAGGCUUCAGAGGGUCGUCGAGCUGCACGCCUCUCUCGCGGACUGAGCUAUUUCGUCGAGGGAAGCUCCAGCUUUGUGGAAAGUGCCGAUCCCUCGCGGGCCGACAGCUGUCCAUCUCAAUCUGUGACCCCAUCAAUGAACAAUCAUCUCAGCACUUUUGGCGAUUCGCGAGGGAGCAGCCAUGAUAACUCCGUCCAAUUCGAUCAAACUUCCCAGAACGAGAGAGCAUCUCAAGCAUCAGGCCAAUCAAACAGCCCGCCCAACGAUCGGAGCAGCCACGGAAACUCCGUCCAAUUCGACCAAUCAUCUCAGAACGAGAGAGUAUCUCGAGCAUCGGACCAAUCAAAUAGCCCGCCUAACGAUCGAUCUCCGAGCAAUGAUGCGCAAUCUGUUAGCUCUGGAGGCUCUAAAUUAGACACCGGUACCUCCGAGUGGAUCACCAGCAGCAGCAGAAACCGACUUCCUCCCGACGACUCGCAUGGCAAUUCCUGGGUUUUUCGCCGGGCCGCGAAUUUGCUUCGUGAAAGCUUGGAUUUGAGACAAAACGGCGGGGUCAUUUUCCUUGAAUCUCAAGGCACUCCUUUCUCCAGUCGAGAUAGCGGGAGUGAGGACUCGAUGAGUGAUUCUACUGGUUCUGCAACUGUCUUAUCCAUGUCGACAGAGGACGAGCCAUUUGCGCCUCGGGCGGGCGCAAUCAGUGAUUCCCCGGCGGCCUCCCUCGAUCGGUCAUUUUUGCAAUUGCUCCUUCGACGAUAUCCCAAAGGAAAGAUCUGGUCCUUCCAUCGAGAUGGCCUCAUUUCCACAUCUGACGAUGAUGACGACUUGAAUUCGCGUGGCUCGACCUCCACUCCUUCCAAUAGGUCGCCCCCAGGAGUUCCUCCAAUUGACGUGACAAAGCCCUUUGGUAAGGGGAAAAGGCGAAAGGCUGCAGAAAACACCAUGUUGAAUCAGUAUUUCCCUGAAGCAACGCAAAUUAUGUUCGUUCCGCUAUGGAAUGCUGUGAACUCGCAAUGGUUUGCCGGGUGCUUUUGCUGGAUUAAUGUUGAGACACAAGUUUUCAGCUCUGCCGUCGAACUGAGCUCUGUUCUGGGCUUUGGAUCUUCUGUCAUGGCUGAGUAUAGUCGAGUGGAAUCGCUCAUCGCAGAUCGACAAAAGGGUGAUUUUAUCGGCAGCAUAUCACACGAGCUCCGCAGUCCUCUUCACGGAAUCUUAGCUGCAGCUGAAUUCUUGAACGGCACGAGCUUGACCGAAUUCCAAGACUCGCUUCUUGGGACAGUAAAUGCCUGCGGUCGGACUCUUCUUGACACGAUGAAUCAAGUCCUAGACUUCAGCAAGGUUGUUUCUCUGGAGCGAACAUGGCGAUCACUAAAGCGCAGGAAAGAGUCACCACUCGACUUUAGAGGCAUAGACAAUCUAGGCUCACAUCUUGACUCUUACGUGGUGACGGACCUCGCGCUCCUAGCCGAAGAAGUUGUUGAAGGAAUAUGCCUGGGCCUGGUCUAUGGAAAUAAAUCUGGGGCUUUUGCCGACCUGUCGGUUUUUUCGUCCGGCAAUGUCGCCAAGGUCCAAUCAGGUCGAUCUCAAGUGGAUGUGAUCAUUGAUGUGGCGCCAGGCGAUUGGGUUUAUCGCACACAACCAGGCGCAUUACGGCGCAUUAUCAUGAACAUAUUUGGAAACGCAAUGAAAUAUACGGACUCGGGGCGAGUAACCUUGAGCCUCGAAGCUUCUAGUCGUUCAGAAGGCCGUUCUCGUCGGCAGGGCUUAGAGGAUCUAGUUACACUGACCGUAACAGAUACUGGUCGCGGUAUUUCGGAAGAGUUUCUUCGCGGAAAGCUAUACACCCCAUUCGCCCAGGAAGAUUCGCUCGCUGUGGGAACCGGCUUAGGAUUGUCAAUCGUCAAGAGUCUGGUGAAAGCCCUCAAUGGCCACAUUCGCGUGCGUUCUCGCCCCGGCGAGGGCACGGUAGUGCGUGUUUCUCUUCCUCUUGCGCGAGCAGUCGGCGAGGAAAGUCCCCCUGUCGACCAGAGCUCCCAUAACCCACAGCAAAUAGAAACACUGACGGAAACCCUUCUUCUUCGUGAAGGGUUUCCUGGUAAACGUGCUGCUAUUUGGGGUGUGGACCCGGAGCGUCUCGCCGAGGACCAGACCUGGGCCGAGAUAGCGAAAUAUCUCACCGAGUGGUUUGGGGUGGAGCUCGUUGCUUGGCCAUCACCGCUACCCUUGGAUAUGUUGGUCAUAGAGGAAUCAGUGUUGCCCGAACUGCGCAAAACGCCACUCACUGCAACAUUACCAUCAUUGCUCAUCCUUUGCCACCAACCAGUAGAUUAUGCUCUGGCGCAGACUGAAUGGCUCGCGCUUGCAACCUCGGUGGAUAUUAUUCGACGCCCCUGCGGGCCUCAUAAACUGGCUCGCAGCGUUCUGAAAUGCUUCCGGAAUUCUCGCUCCACAGUGGUGACGCCCGCGAGUGUCCUUAGCAAUCCAAUGGAUUCUAUCGACUUUGUCUACCGGUCACCCCCGAUCACCUCCGCGAUCAAUUCUACUUUCAUGUCGCCGGUUUCUGUUUCAAGCUCUGCUGCUUUUGAUGAACUUUCAUUAGCAGUCGCCGCCGGGUCGAGUCUCAAGUCUAUAGGCGAAUCUCCCACCGAUAUUCCGUCAGUGGUACCCGAAUUAUCAGAGGUCAUCGCAGCGUCUGCUCCCCCAGCGCCAUUGGUAGAGGACACCAUUUCCUCUUCACGACUAGCACGCGUCCUCGUCGUCGACGAUAACCGAAUCAACCUCAACCUGAUGAUGACUUUUAUGAAGAAGCGGAAUCUCACCGAUCUUGCGUCCGCGGAGAAUGGCAAGCUCGCCGUCGAGGCGGUCGAGCGAAUGGAAAUGGGCUUCGAUAUCAUUUUCAUGGAUAUAUCAAUGCCUGUGAUGAACGGAUUUGAAGCAACACGCGCCAUCCGGGCCAGGGAGAAAGAAAAUGAAAACCGCAGGCCGGCUGUCAUUAUCGCUCUGACUGGGCUCAGCAGUUCACGGGAUGAAUCUGAAGCCCUCUCCUCCGGUGUGGAUAUGUUUCUUACCAAACCAGUUUCCUUCCGAGAAGUAUCGCGUCUUUUGGCAGAGUGGGAGGCGAAUGGACUGGAGAAGGAACGAAAUAUUGCCUGCAAAUUUGAUUGA